Aspergillus puulaauensis is the source of this 2667-nucleotide messenger RNA. RefSeq lists its product as uncharacterized. The transcript has 7 exons. Gene Ontology annotation, molecular function: glucan endo-1,3-beta-D-glucosidase activity; endo-1,3(4)-beta-glucanase activity. Bases 1 to 2667 code for a protein of 888 amino acids. NCBI's taxonomy places the organism in Eukaryota, Fungi, Ascomycota, Eurotiomycetes, Eurotiales, Aspergillaceae. The record is from RefSeq and is a predicted model, not a curated record. Gene Ontology annotation, cellular component: cell surface.
AUGGAGUCAAACCCCUGGAAGCGCAUGUCAAGCGUGCUAAUAGGGCUGCUCGCCGCAAAGGCAGUGUACUCCGCCCCAACUCCGACUUCCUCGGAAUCGGCCACUUUCUCUGAAAAGACCCAAUACCCGCCGUCAAUCCAAGGCGCAAGGAUCUUGUCACCACAGACUGAAGGUGUCUACCAUACCGAGCUUGAUCGUGUAGGCCAUAUACUACAAAAGCCUACUGCCAUCCCCUCUUCGGCCGGAAGAUUCCAGGCUGUACCGCAUAUACUUGGCAGUGUCGGCGAGCCUUAUCCCCUUCUUGGUUCGCUAUUUCCCGAUCAGGACUCAUCUGAGGACUCUGAACCGGAGCCGUCGGCGUCGUCUGAUAUCACAACGCCCAGCUCUACUGCGACACACGGCGUUCUUGAGGAGCCCACUGCAGCCAGCGAACCAUCUGGCGGGCAAGAAUCUACCUCGCAAGCAAGCACAUCAGCAACACAAGUGGUUCAAGGCACAAUGGCAGCGAGCCAGGAUGCGUUUGUUCCAGGCGCAACCGGCGCGGUUCCCCAAGAGAUCACCCCACGGGAUGACCAUCCAGUCCCCAAGAAAGGAGUUAACUCCACGAGCCCAAUUGAGACAAACAAAUUCCACAGCGCGCUUUUUUUAGGAACGCAGACUAACGCCACCUUUACGCACCCUUACACCCUGGCAUGGUCUAAAGGCAGCGGAAAUCUGACAAGCUUCGGCAUGACUGUCUCCCACGCUGAAGCGAAUGUCGUCGCAAACGGCCCGACAAAUGACAAGAUACCAGGAAACCCAAUUUCAUACUACAUCAAUCCAAUUGGGAUCCAGUCUAUCAUAUUCUCGGCUACUGAGCUUACUCAAUCUACAGUACUCACCUCGGAGAACCCCUCGCCUUUCGCGGCCGAUGCUGUCCUGCGGCCGCAACCCGGGUCUUCCUCCAAAAUUACUAUCCCCGUUGUUCAAGGCAUGGCAUAUGUGAGCGCAGUCUACACUCAGCUUCAGCCAGUGAUUCAAAGCGGUAUCCAUUUCCGUGAAGUAGUAACCGCUGCUCCGCCCAGGAACGGCAUCUUCAAAUAUCGCGCAACGCUCGAGGAUGGCGCUGUUUGGCUCAUCUAUGUUAACCCAGGCGACGGAAAAGACCCUGGCCUCAAGCUGGUAUCAACUACUGACUUGCGAGGCCCUACUGGAUGGUCAGGCACUAUCCAGGUUGCGAAAAAUCCGGCGGGGUCUUCUGGGGAGAGUCUGUUCGAUAACUCAUCCGGUGUCUACGCCACCGCGGCAGCUGUUUCUGGAGGUGUUGACGGACAGACUGGCACAUAUCGCCUCUCCUGGACCAAGGCUGGCAAGGAUGCUCCAAGCACACCUCUGAUGAUGUAUGCUCUACCUCAUCAUGUUGCAGCGUUCGACUCUCAAACCCAAGGGCGCGCUGUCAACAUCACACUUCGCACCACCACAAAGGGCACUGCGAAGGCUGUCAUCGGAGAAUCUUGGACCAUGGUGGAACCCGAUCUCCCAACUGGUAUGGGUUUCGGCCCUUGGGUUGCGGCCACGGGCAACUCCCCCGAACUUAGCGAUGCAUCCAAAUCAGUCAUUCGAGAGGCUGCUACUACGGAGCUCAAGCAGGACAUUGACGGCCAGAGCAACCUGAACAGCAUGUACUACAGCGGCAAAGCCCUGAGCAAGUUCGCGACCAUCAUAUAUACCGUGGACAAGCUCGCAGGUGAUAGCGCCACGGCCGCACCUGCUCUUGACAAGCUGAAGCAGGCAUUUGCCCGCUUUGUGCAGAACAAACAGCAGUUCCCAUUGAUCUACGACACUGUGUGGAAGGGCGUAGUAUCCUCCGCAAGCUACGGUGGUGAUGAGGGUGCUGACUUCGGAAAUACCCUCUACAACGACCACCACUUCCACUACGGAUACUUCAUCCAUGCGGCUGCAAUCAUCGGUGCCCUUGACCCCAGCUGGAUCGAUGCGAACCGUGACUGGGUUAACAUGCUUGUUCGCGAUUCCGGCAACGCAGCAACCAACGACCCUUUGUUCCCCUUCUCCCGCGGCUUCGAUUGGUACCACGGUCACUCGUGGGCCAAGGGCCUCUUCGAGUCUUUCGACGGAAAGGACCAGGAAUCAUCCUCGGAAGAUUCCAUGUAUGCGUACGCGCUCAAGAUGUGGGGAAAGACUAGCGGAGAUGCGAGCUUGGAAGCCAGAGGCAACCUGAUGUUGGGCGUCUUGCGCCGCAGCUUCCACAACUACUUCCUCAUGGACAGCGACAACGUCAACCAGCCCGCCAACUUCAUCGCCAACAAGGUUACCGGAAUCUUAUUCGAGAACAAGAUCGACCACACCACCUACUUCGGUGCCAACCUCGAAUAUAUCCAAGGAAUCCACAUGCUCCCCCUCCUCCCCUCCUCGUCCUACACCCGCAGCCAGAAAUUCGUGCGUGAGGAGUGGGACGCAAUGUUCGCAUCCAACGCCUCCACCCCGGCCGAAAAGGUCGAGGGCGGCUGGAAGGGCGUCCUCUACGCAAACCUGGCUCUCAUCGACCCAGCCGCUUCCUGGAAUUACUUCGCACAGCCCAACUUCGACUACGGCACAAUUGAUGGUGGGGCGUCACGGACGUGGUACCUCGCAUUUGCUGCAGGACUUGGCGGUGGCUCUGCCUCGUAG